AUGCGUUUCAGCGCCAUCCUCCUCGCCUUUACCCUGGCCGCGCUCGUCGGUGCCGCGCCCGUUCCCAUCCUCGAUGCGCGACAGCUCGAGGGGGUGCAGGCCAGCGACCUCAGUGCCAUGACCGGUCAAGCCGCCAACGUUGGCGAUCUGGUUGCUCGGGCCGAGAGCAAGGACGAGGAGCCUCGCAAGCCUCACAGUCGCCCGCCGCAGAAUGAGCAGGAGUGGGACCAGGAUGGCAAGCCCACCUACCCUCGCAAGCCUCACAGCCGUCCGCCGCAGAACCAGCAGGAGUGGGACCAGGACGGCAAGCCUACCUACCCUCGCAAGCCUCACAGCCGUUCGCCGCAGAAUGAGCAGGAGUGGGACCAGGACGGCAAGCCUACCUACCCUCGCAAGCCUCACAGCCGUCCGCCUCAGAAUGCUGCAGAGUGGGAACAGGACGGCAAGCCCAAGAACCACGCUUAG
Messenger RNA from Pseudozyma flocculosa PF-1, 465 nucleotides. RefSeq lists its product as uncharacterized. The record is from RefSeq and is a predicted model, not a curated record. NCBI's taxonomy places the organism in Eukaryota, Fungi, Basidiomycota, Ustilaginomycetes, Ustilaginales, Ustilaginaceae. The transcript has a single exon. Bases 1 to 465 code for a protein of 154 amino acids.